Messenger RNA from Drosophila gunungcola (fruit fly), 868 nucleotides. RefSeq lists its product as uncharacterized. The coding region runs from base 31 to 828 and encodes 265 amino acids. The record is from RefSeq and is a predicted model, not a curated record. The transcript has 2 exons. NCBI's taxonomy places the organism in Eukaryota, Metazoa, Arthropoda, Insecta, Diptera, Drosophilidae.
UAUUUUUUAAGUUGCUUUAAAACUAUUGAAAUGAACAGAGCUAUUUGGCGAUUAUUGCUUUUAAUAUGUUUGGUUGGCGUUCAGCUGAGCAGUUCGCAGGAUCAUCUCAAAUUAAAGAAACUUACAUCGGAUCUGAUAAGCGCCAUUGCUGAAGCAAAUUCUGGAAAAAAGUAUGGAUCCCAAUGGGUGCCAUCUCUGGGAAAAGCUCUCGAAGAGGUCUACACCACAUCGUCACGACGAUGCUUCUUAUUUAGGUCACUAACUAAGAAAGUGGAAACAUUGUGUCCCAAGCCGCCCACGUAUCUACCCUCAUGUUACCCAUGCGCAAAACCAAAACCGAAACCAAAACCAAAACCACCACCUCCAUCACGCGCUAAAGGUCCAGAAUUUCAUCCUCCGCCCCACCCAUCCUACGAGCUUGUAUACCCCGAUGGCACCUACUUUCCCUGGUGCUACAUGCCGUUCUGCCCCACGAUUUGCCAGCCACCCUACUGUUAUCCUUGCAUACUACCCAAUUGCGAUCCCAAAUGCGUCCCGCCAUGGUGCUAUCCACCAUGCAAGCCGCCUGCCUGCCAGUUGCCGCCGACUUGUUGGCAACCCUUUUGUCCAGAUCCCUGCGUGUUUCCCAGAUGCAUUCCCGGAAACUCCGAAAAGAGUGUCACUCCGAGCUGUGUGGCACCCUACUGCCCACCGCCCAUUGAUUGUUCUCCUCCGUAUUGCCCAAAAAUGAUUAAGCCUGUGACUAACAAAAACGUAAACAUAAUAUCUCUAAGAACAGGCAUGUGCCCCAUGAGAGACAUCUUGCGAAGAGUUGAAAGUAUGGGAUGACCGCCAACUAUCUAGAAAUAAAGAGCACAUUUCAAGUUAA